Molecule: messenger RNA, 1401 nt
Organism: Ustilaginoidea virens
Lineage: Eukaryota; Fungi; Ascomycota; Sordariomycetes; Hypocreales; Clavicipitaceae
Exons: 2
Coding region: 1-1401 (466 amino acids)
Molecular function (GO): NAD+ binding
Source: RefSeq, a predicted model, not a curated record
AUGGGCCAAGAGGAGUCGACCAUUGUCGACGAGUCCGUCUCGCCCCAGACCUUGUCGGAAAGAUCUCUCGCCGCCGUGGCCGAGUACAUCAAGCAAGGGCCCAGAAAGAGGGUCGUUGUCCUCACGGGCGCGGGUAUCUCUACAGCCGCCGGAAUCCCCGACUUCCGAUCCCCCAAAACCGGACUGUACAACAACCUCGCGCGGCUCGACCUCCCCUACGCCGAGGCCGUCUUCGACAUAUCCUUCUUCCGCCAGCGCCCCGAGCCCUUCUACGUCCUCGCGCGGGAGCUCUACCCCGGCCGGUUCCACCCCACCGUCUCGCACGCCUUCGUCGCGCUGCUCGCCCGCAAGGGCCUGCUGCAGAUGCUCUUCACCCAGAACAUCGACUGCCUCGAGCGCCGGGCCGGCGUGCCCGCCGACCGCAUCACCGAGGCGCACGGCAGCUUCGCCGGCCAGCGGUGCGUCGAGUGCCGCGCGGGCUUCCCGGACGCCGAGAUGCGGAGCCACGUGCUGCAGGGCCGCGUGCCGCGCUGCCGCGAGCGCGGCUGCGGCGGGCCCGUCAAGCCGGACGUCGUCUUCUUCGGCGAGGCGCUGCCGUCGGCGUUUGCGGAGAACGCGCGCCACGCCGCCGCCGCGGACGUGCUGCUGGUCCUGGGCACGAGCCUGACGGUGCACCCGUUCGCGGGGCUGCCGGAGACGGCGAGGCCGGGCGCGCCCCGGGUGCUGCUCAACAUGGAGAAGGUGGGGAGCCUCGGCGGCCGGGCCGACGACGUCGUCGAGCUGGGGUCCUGCGACGCGGGCGUGAGGAAGCUGGCGGGCGAGCUGGGCUGGCGGGACGAGCUGGAGGCGUACUGGAGGGGGCUGGUGGGCGAUGACGAGGCCGACAGGCAGAUGCGCAGUGCGGAGGGGGGGGGUGCCGAGGUGCAGCACGAGGUGCAGAAGCUGACGGACGGCGUGGAAGCAGCGCUCAAGGCGGAAGGCUCGGACAGGGACAGCCUGGCCGACGGUGUGGGAUCAGCGCUCAAGGUGGAGGGCUCGGACAGGGACAGCCUGGCCGACGGUGUGGGAUCAGCGCUCAAGGUGGAGGGCUCGGGCGGGAGAGACGGGGUGCUCACGCUGGCCGAGGGUGUGGAAUCAGCCCGCAGCUUGCAAGACUCGGACAAGGACGACGAGGUGCUCACGCUGGCCGCGGGUGUCGAAUCAGCCCUCAGGUUGCAAGACUCGGACACGAAAGAUGCGGCACCCAAGCUGGCCGAGAACGUGGAACCAGCACGGCCGGAACACCCGGGCAAGCGGGGCAAGGACGACGCGCCAAGCAACGAUGCCGGGAGUCCCGAGGCUGCACACCCGAAGAGCCCCGGCAAAGCAGACGUUGCGGGUGCGGAAACACCGGCCAACUGA